ACAUCAAGUUAAUAAAAUUGAAAUUAAUCUUAAUGAUUUUUAUUUAUUUUAACCGAAAAUCUUUAUGAUUCUUAGUAUUAUUAGUAUAAAUGUGCAAUAAUUUGGUGAAAUUAAUAAAAUUGUGGUAUAAUGAAUAUCUUCUUCUAUAAAGUCAGCUGAAAUCAAAUUUCAUUGUCCUAAAGCAACAGAAUUUGGUUUGACAAUAAAACGUUUUGAUCAAGUUUGGUUAUUAUGGAGAUAUAAAGAAGUUGUGCAGAUAAAUCAACAAAUCAAGUCAAGGAAUCUCCCAAAGUAAUUUUUGUCGCCAAGCAAAGAAAGUUUCCACAAUCACAUAAAGCAAGAGAAGAAGAGUUUGAGUUUGAGUUUGAACACAACAAUGAACUUGGUUAAUCUUUUCAUGUUUUUUAUGUUGCAAUUCAUCUUGUUUCUAGGUUGUAGUAGCAUUGAUUCAGGGGUGCGAUUGGAUAUUCAAGAAAAACAUGUGAUAAUGGAUAAUGGCAUAGUACAAGUGAAUUUAUCAAACCCAGAAGGAUUUGUCAUUGGAAUUCAAUAUAAUGGACUUGAUAAUUUGCUUGAAGUUCUUAAUCCCGAAUUUGACAGAGGGUAUUGGGAUAUUGUAUGGGACCAAGGUGGAAAAAAUAGAACAAAAAAAGGUGCAAAGGGAAAGGGUAGACUCGACAGGAUGGACACCACAAAUUUGACGGUGAUAGUGAAAAAUGAAGAACAAGUAGAAUUAUCUUUCACUAGAACAUGGAAUUUCUCUCUUGAAGGAAAGCUAGCACCACUCAAUAUUGAUAAAAGGUUUAUAAUGCUUCGUGGUUCCUCUGGAUUUUAUACAUAUGCAAUUUAUGACCAUUUGAAGGAAUGGCCUGCAUUUGAUCUUGACAAUACUAGAGUUGCAUUCAAACCUAGGAAAGACAAGUUCAAUUACAUGGUUAUAGCGGACGACAGACAAAGAUUUAUGCCGCUGCCUGAUGAUCGAUUACCGGGAAGAGGCCAAGUUUUGGCAUAUCCGGAGGCUGUCCGCCUUGUCGAUCCAGUUGAGCCGGAGUUUAAAGGAGAGGUGGAUGAUAAAUAUGAGUACUCAAUUGAGAGUCGAAGCAACUAUGUUCAUGGUUGGAUUUUCAUUAAUUCAUCGGAAUCUAAUGGAAUAUGGUUAAUUACGCCAAGUUAUGAGUUUAGAUCUGCUGGACCCUUAAAACAAUAUCUUGCUUCCCAUGCGGGGCCAACCAUGCUCUCCGUAUUUCAUAGCACACAUUAUUCAGGAGAAGAUCUGAUAAUGAAAUUUGGACCCAAUGAAUCGUGGAAGAAAGUUUUUGGGCCUAUAUUCAUAUACCUUAAUUCCAUGUCUGAUGGGCUUAGCCCAAUCAGGCUUUGGGAGGACGCCAAACAUCAGAUGGUGAAUGAAAUUGAAAGCUGGCCAUAUACAUUUCCUGCUUCAAAGGACUUUCUCUCAUCUGCCCAACGAGGUAAAGUUGAAGGUAGAUUGCUUGUCCGUGAUAGGUACAUCAGUGAUGCAUUCGUCCCAGUGAGUGGUGCUUAUGUUGGAUUAGCACCCCUAGGAGAUGUUGGAUCUUGGCAAAGAGAAUACAAGGGUUAUCAAUUUUGGACCAUUACUGAUGAUGAAGGCUAUUUCUCAAUAAUUAACAUACGUCCUGGUGACUAUAAUCUUUAUUCAUGGGUCACUGGAUUCAUUGGUGAUUAUCAAUAUAACAAUGCCAUUAACAUAACCUCAGGUUGUAAUAUUAAUGUGGGUGAGCUUGUUUAUGAGCCACCAAGAGAUGGUCCAACAUUGUGGGAAAUCGGCAUUCCUGAUCGCACAGCUGCCGAGUUCUAUGUUCCUGAUCCAAAUCCCUUGUACGUUAACAAACUUUAUGUCAACCAUACAGACAGAUAUAGGCAAUAUGGCUUGUGGGAGAGAUAUGCUGAUUUGUAUCCAAAUGAAGACUUAGUUUACACUGUUGGCAUUAGUGAUUACAAAAAAGACUGGUUUUUUGCUCAAGUUACUAGGAAAAAGGACAACAAUACUUACCAAGGAACUACAUGGCAAAUUAAUUUCAAUCUUAAUCAUGUGAAUACCAAUGGAACCUACAAAUUGCGACUAGCUCUAGCAUCUGUACAUUCUGCUGAUUUACAGAUUCGGAUAAACAAUUCAAAUGCAACAAGUCCACCUUUAUUUUCAAGUGGAAUUAUUGGAAAGGAGAAUACUAUAGCUAGACAUGGAAUUCAUGGAUUCUACUGGUUAUUCAACAUUGAUGUAGAAGGCACUAUUCUUGUGAAAGGAAACAAUACAAUCUUUCUAACACAAGCUAACAACAAUGGUCCUUUUGUAGGAAUUUUGUAUGAUUAUAUUCGUUUAGAAGGACCCCCUGAUAUUAAUUUUAUUAAAGAUCGAAACUAGAGAUUCUUCUCAAGAAUAUUCAUUUGAAAAAUUUCAUAAUUUCAUUCAACACCAAUAUAUGAAAAAUAGAUUAUUGUUUAGCAUA
Molecule: messenger RNA, 2486 nt
Organism: Trifolium pratense (red clover)
Lineage: Eukaryota; Viridiplantae; Streptophyta; Magnoliopsida; Fabales; Fabaceae
Product: probable rhamnogalacturonate lyase B
Exons: 16
Coding region: 377-2401 (674 amino acids)
Molecular function (GO): carbohydrate binding
Source: RefSeq, a predicted model, not a curated record